AUGGCCCCGCAGAGCGACCGCUCGCCGGACGAAGGGCAGCCGUAUUUCGGAGGCGCAGAAGACCCCUCCUCGGCGGCCGGCGGGGCCUCCGCGGGCAGCCGGGGCGCCUCGCCCUCCCGCACCGCCCUGGCCCCGCGGGACGCCGCGGGCCGCAGGAAGGGGAAGGCGCGGCGGGGCCGCGGCAAGGCGAGGAACGAGGGCUUGCUCAGCAAGCAGAAGAGGAGCCGGCGCAUGAAGGCAAACGACCGCGAGAGAAACCGCAUGCACCACCUCAACUCCGCCCUGGACGCUCUCCGCAGCGUCCUGCCCACCUUCCCCGACGACGCCAAGCUCACCAAGAUCGAGACGCUCCGCUUCGCCCACAACUACAUUUGGGCUCUCACGCAGAGCCUCCGCCUGGCUGAGCAGAACCUGCCCGAGCCCCCCGCGCCGCCACCGCCCCCCGCCGCCGCCUCCCCCGGGCCCUGGGACUCGCCGUGCCCUGCGGCUCCGCCGCCCGCCGCCCUGCGCCGCGGCCCCACCGCCUUCCCCGCCUUCCUCUGA
Molecule: messenger RNA, 543 nt
Organism: Haemorhous mexicanus (house finch)
Lineage: Eukaryota; Metazoa; Chordata; Aves; Passeriformes; Fringillidae
Gene: NEUROG3
Product: neurogenin 3
Exons: 1
Coding region: 1-543 (180 amino acids)
Molecular function (GO): protein dimerization activity
Source: RefSeq, a predicted model, not a curated record